This is a messenger RNA of Trichosporon asahii var. asahii CBS 2479, 1794 nucleotides long. RefSeq lists its product as uncharacterized. Lineage: Eukaryota; Fungi; Basidiomycota; Tremellomycetes; Trichosporonales; Trichosporonaceae. Gene Ontology annotation, molecular function: alpha-1,2-mannosyltransferase activity. The record is from RefSeq and is a predicted model, not a curated record. Gene Ontology annotation, biological process: mannan biosynthetic process. The transcript has a single exon. The coding region runs from base 1 to 1794 and encodes 597 amino acids. Gene Ontology annotation, cellular component: Golgi apparatus.
AUGGUUGCUGACACGCAGGUCAAGUUCCGCCGCCCCGACCUCCCGAGCCUCAGCGACACGCCCCACUCGCAUUCGGGCAGCAAGCAGGGCCGUCCGCCGCUCUACACCGACGAGGACAUUGACGCUCCCCUCGACACGGGGCGACACGUGCACUCGCCUUUCUACGGCGGCCCCUCGCGGCGCGCGAUCGACAUUGCCUCGGACCCGCUCCCCGUCAACGCAACGCUUCGCGAGCGGCUGGACGUGUGGCGCGCCGCGCCAGGCGGGAGGGGCGGGGACGACGUCGAGCCGGGGCAGUUUGUGCAGUGGUCUCUGGAGCGGUGCAGCAACAUUGCGCGGCAGACGAACGAGCACAUGGUCAAGACGUUUGCGAACACGUGGGGCAGCACGACGCGCGAGUCGCUCCACGCCCUGCGCGAGGAACUCAUCACGUACAUGGAGGGGCUGAUUGACGGCCCCGAGCUGCGCAACACGGGCAACGGGACGGGCAUCGUCUUCGUCGCCGGCAACGCGGACACGCUCCUCCGCACCAAGUGGGCGGUGCAGAUGCUGCGUUCCUCUGGCUGUUCUCUCCCCGUCGAAAUCGCCUGUUUCCCCGAAGAGGCGCCGGGGGAGGACGACGCGCCCCGCCGCGAGCUCGCCGAGAUGGACGCGAUUAUCCGCCCCAUAGCGGGCGAGAAGAAGAAGCCCGAGGGCAAGUCGUACCACCUGAAGGCGCUUGCCGUCAUCCAGAGCCCCUUCCAGCACGUCCUGUACCUCGACAGCGACAGCGUGCCCGCCGUCGACCCCGCGUACAUGUUCGACGCGCCGAGUUACAAGCGGCUGGGCUUCUACCUCACGCCCGACUACUGGAAGACGUCGGCUGUGAACCCGCUCUGGGCCGUCAUGGGCGUCGCGUGCCGGGACGAGUGGGAGGUGGAGACGGGCCAGGUGCUCGUCGACAAGGCGCGGCACCUCGAUGUCUUCCACCUGCUCGCGUACAUGAUGCGGCGGCACGAGACGUGGUUCCGCUUCAGUGACGGGGACAAGGACCUGUUCCGCUUCGCCAUGCUUAUGCUGCGUAAGCGGUGGGCCGUCCCGGAGCGGUGGAUCGCGGCCGGCGGCCUGCCAGGCGACACGCUCACGGGAUGGUGUGGGCUGAGCAUGGUCCAGAGCGACCCGUGGGGCAUGCCGGCUUUCGUGCACUACAAUCUCCUGAAGCAUGUGCCCUCGGGCGUUGGGCGGGGUUUCUCCUGGGGACGCCAGAAGCAGAUGCCCCUGUUUGACUCGUGGCCCGCCAAGGACGGAGAGACGCGCGAGGGCAUGCCAGCCACCGAGCCGGAGAAGAAGGAGGACGACCGCUGGGGCGACAUCGACUGCGACAUGCUCGCCGACGCCGACGACUAUGGCACCGCACGGGCUCCGGCGCCAGAGCGGACGCGCCGGCGCGCGGCGAGGGAGAGAGGCGCCAAGGCCUUCGUGCACGGCGGCUCCAAUUCGGCCUUCUGCAUAGGCUUGGAAUCCCGCGCCCCCCGCUCGCCCGCCACGAUCGAGGCGGACCGCGCGGCCAAGUCGCUGAGGCAGAAGGAGUACGAGGCCGAGAAGGCGCGUUGGGCUGCAGAGGUCGAAAGGCUGCGACAGGCCGGCACGCCCGAGUCCGAGCUCCCGCCCGAGCCGCAGAACGAGGAUGCGGGAGAGGUCGACUGGGACGCGAGCCCGAUUGAGGACGUCGAGUGGAAGAAUAUGGACCAGUUCCGCGACUUUGAGCAAAGAAUUUAUGAUUUCGGCUUUGAGCCUAGCGCGAAGGGCUUAUAG